UCUUUGCAAAACCCUCAAGAUGCGUAUCAAGUUCCUUGCAACCUGGGGCUUGCUCCUUAGCUCGGCUGUUGGCUCGCCGAUGCCUCGACCGGAGCCCAAGCCGGAGCCCAAGCCGGUACCAAUGCCGGUACCCGGUGGCGCAAUGUCAACCCAGGAUGACCCAUUGAACAACGCCCACAAGAUUGCCAUUGCUGCCCUUGUGGCCGGCACCUGUCUCACUGUAGUGACUACACUUUACAACGAAUAUUUGGCAAAAUAUGCAUCGCGGGCCCAGGUCAACGAAAAGGCCGUGCAGGCGCAGUUCACAGCAUUCAACAACUACAUGGGCGAGCUGGGCAAACUACACUACCGCGGCGCCAAUGCGCUGGCCACGGCGCUGCAGUCCAGGCUUUGGGACAUCCAAAACCGCUACGCGGGCCGGCUCAUGAACUCGGGGCGGACCGAGAUCGCCGGCGUCUAUGCGGCGCAGGGCCAGGAGCUCUACCACCUGAUCGAAGACGUCAAGGACACCCUGCGCCGGGCGCAAGAGAAGAAGGAGGAGGAAAAGGCAGCGGCGAGGAAGGGCAGCGGCUCCCGCGACGGCUACAGCUCCGGCAGCGACAGCAGCCGGGGGAGCAGCUCGAGGUACCACUCCUUCGUCAAGAGGGCGGUCCACGACGCCCCGCACAACGCCGUCACCUCGGGGUCGGACUACAAGAAGACGGACGCCGGCACCCGCAGCGGCAGCAUCCUCAGGUUGCGCAACCUUAUCCCCAGAGCCCAGCUGCCUUACUUCUUUGACAUUUGA
Messenger RNA from Pyricularia oryzae 70-15, 787 nucleotides. RefSeq lists its product as uncharacterized. The coding region runs from base 20 to 787 and encodes 255 amino acids. The record is from RefSeq and is a predicted model, not a curated record. The transcript has 2 exons. Lineage: Eukaryota; Fungi; Ascomycota; Sordariomycetes; Magnaporthales; Pyriculariaceae.